AUAAAUAUAUAUAUCUAUAUACAUAAAUAUAAGUAAAACUUAAAACUCCAAGUGGUUCACUGACAUUUAACAAUCAAUUAAACAAUAACGUCUUUUUAAUCAAUAAAUAAAUUAAUCAACAAUAAAAACUCUCCAACAAUACCAAGUCUUACUCUAAUUGUUAUGUCAUAAUACAAUAUAACAAACAAACUAAAAAUGCACUGUCACAUCCACAGGAAAAUAAAUUUAUAAACAAGAGUCUAAUAAAUUCCAGUGAUUUAAUCUCGAUAAAUAAUUAAUAAAUAAUAAAAGUAUAAGUCAUGUUAUUAACAUUAUUCUACAUGAUAUCAACCUGGGUACAAGCAUGGAGACUGACGUCUUUGAGAACACGUCUAUUGACUGCACUUAAUAACAAUAAUGAUAAUAAUUUGCUAACUGAGAACAUAAAACCUUCUAUAAUGUUUUAUAUAAAGUCUCCAGAUAUUUAUAAAGAUGAUGUAAAUUAUAAACAGACUGGAAAUGUAAUCUGUCAAGAUUUACUUACGUCACAUUUAUGUUCAAAUAAAAAUACUGCCAAACUUCAUGACCUUAUUUGGUGUCACGGUGAUAAAAGACUAUGUAGUAUUUAUCCUCAGCAAAAAAUAGAUGUAAGUGAAUGGUUACUAUACCCAUUUGGUAAAACAAAUUUUCCAUUGAGUAUGGACAAUUGUAAUCAAACAAGACUAGCUGAUGAUUCAAAAAUGUAUUUAUUAAUUGAAGCCGAUGUUGAAAAUUUUAAUCCCCAUGCAUUUGCCAGAGCUAUCAAGUUAGAAGAUUAUGGAUUAUUAUUGUCAUGGACCGUUGAUAAAUUAUUUGCCACUAUCAUGGAAAGUGACAUUGAUCACAUCAGUAAAUUAUCUAUUGCACUAAUGCAAGGCCCAUGCUUUAUUAACAAUGGAUUAAUACUCACGCGUAUUGAAUCCGUUCAAGUUACAGGAAAACCCUGCAGCUAUAAUUUAAAUCGAUCGACUUCUUUACGAGAUAAAAAAUUAGUUGGAAGAGCACAAUGGGAAGCUCAUAUAAAAACACUUAAAUUAUUUAGCAGUACGGCGCGUCAUGUGUCACAACAAAACGAAUCGUUUGAAGUCGAUAAUUUACCUGGUACUAUUGUGUCCCCAGGAAGUCGCUCGCUGUCAUUGCAAAUGCCAACCGUUUUAGAAAUAAAUUAUCAACAUGACACUCUAGGUGACUUUCAACCAGACGAUAGUACGUCGGUACCAUCGACGCCCCCGCCAACUCCAGCAUCCGCGAGCUUGAUGGACCGCGGAGACUUAGAACGUCAAAAUUUGUUGAUGUCUGAAAACACGAGCUUUAGCCGUAACUCAGCUACUCCAGACCGACUGUCUAGUGUCGGGAAUUCGAAUAAUUCUUCGAUGCAGAACAUCAACAAUGACAUUGAACCAAAGAUAGAAACCAAAUCAAGCGCUUCGACUUCAAAUGCAAACAUAUGCGAGAGAAUAUUGCCAAAGACUUUCAAAGGAGAUCCUUCAGAUACAUCGUGCACAAAUCGUGCUGAAAAGUACUCAGUAAAGAAAAAUUUUCCGAAUUAUCCAGGAAAUACUAAACCGCCGAAUGUUUUAAUUUAUGCAGACUCUUCUCUGGCGAGUGAUAAUAUUGAACGCGUCUUAAAGCAGACAUUAAACAAAGACAAAUAUAUCAUCUAUAAAUUAUCCUCUGAAGACGCGCGUCGUGAUGUUUGGAGAGAUCAAGCGAAUUUGGUAGUAGUGUGUGGUAAUGUUGACUGCGAAAUAGCUUCGCAAUUAGUUGAUUACAUUGUCGAGGGUGGUAAAUUAUUGGCAUUGUGUUCCGACGCAUUGCAUACACUAUUGCCGUCAUUUAAAACUGCCGAAGUACGGGAACAUGAGCUAGUGCGUUUCUCUUACGGUAAAUGGAAAAAUGUUCAAAUGAUGCAUCAUAUAUUUUGUUACCAAGCUUCGCCAGUAAAAUCAAGAUUUUCUCAAGACCAUGAAGAUGUCAAAGUUACUCCAGUGACUCCCGUGUCUUCGACUGUUAAAGACAAGCAGGGAAAAACUCACACAUUCCAAGUACGAGUUCUCGGAGCUGAGGAAACGUGGCAUACACCCAGCAUUGUCUUGGCAGACCUACCCAGUACUGGGGGAAAAGCAUUAUUCUCGCAAAUUCAUCUCGAGGCAGAUCCAUCUCAGUACGAAAUGGAAGAAUCUAAAUUCCGCGCAUUGCAAGAAAGCAAUUCCGCGCGUCUUGAAAUACUGUCGGACUUACUUGGCUCUCAUCUGGGUAUCGAUGUAAAGCCAAUUGAUGCUGGAGAUAUUGUUUUUAAUCCUGGUUUUUUUCUGGGUAGACACGAGCUUAAACUGGAAAUGCUGGAACGAUUGAAAGACAAAAUGGAGCCAAAUGAUAUUUUUAAAACAAAUAAAUUAAAGUUACAGUUUUGUAGCAAUACCAAUAAGUUAGUACCAGCAUCAUCAUCAGUUCUACCAAUCAUGUUACAUCAAUGUCCUGAUAACUUUUCGACAGUUGAAUAUUUUGAGAAUUUAAAAACUAAAGAACUAGGACGUAUUGUAAUUUACGCAGAUAUUAUGACGUCAUCGAUGGAAGUUGUUACCGGUUGUAAAUUACAUCAUGGACUGGCUGUUAUCCCGCGUCAACAAACUCAGGGUCAAGGCCGUAGUAAAAAUGUUUGGCUGAGUGCUAAAGGAUGCUUGAUGUUUACAUUACAAUUACAUAUUCCACUUAACAGUUAUCUUGGUAAUCAUUUAUCUAUUUUACAACAUAUUGCUGUAGUAGCUGUAGUGGCAGCAGUUAAAUCAAUUCCUGGUUACGAGGAAAUCGAUCUCAAUAUUAAAUGGCCUAAUGAUCUUUACAUAGGAAAUAAAAUAAAAAUUGGCGGCGUUAUUGUACCGACUCUCAUUGAAUCAUCACAAGCUAUGUGCAAUAUUGGUCUUGGAGUUAAUUUAUCAAACAGUACUCCAACAAGCUGCAUUAACGAUGCAAUUAAAAAUUAUAAUGAGAAAAAAGGUACUAAUUUACAGCCACUUGGGUAUGAAAAAUUUUUCGCUCUCGUUUUUAAUCAACUCGAGUCUCUGUUGGAUUCAAUUCAAAAUGAUAAUAUCAAUCAUUUCUAUCAACUUUAUUAUGAUUACUGGCUUCAUACAGACACUCAAGUAAAUAUUACAUCAAGCGAUGGAGUAGCCAAAGAAGUUAAGAUACUGGGGAUCGAUAGCUUUGGGUAUUUAGAAGUUCAAAGUGCGGAUGGUAAAAUAUUUUCAGUCCAGCCUGAUGGAAACAGUUUUGAUAUUCUUAAAGGGCUUAUUGCUCCGUCCGCGUGAAGAUAGUUUCCACAAAUAAAAUACUUACACAUUCAAAAUAAUAAGGUAUAUAAAAUUCAGGAAAAAAAGUUCAACUUAUCAUAGAUUUAUAAAUUUAAUUGAUCAUCGGCUGAAGUCAUAUUCAGUUGACAGUUAAAUAUAUCUAAUAUAAUUUUAAUUAAUCUACGAUUCAUUAUUCAACUAGUAACAAAAUAAUUCCGGCGCACAUUUCCAUCUUGUUAAAUAGUCGCACGAUUUUUGACAAAAUAAUUUCAGAUUUUUUAAAUAUUUUUCAAGAUUAAAAAUAUGAAAUUUCACUUCCGCAUAUUUAUUUUUAAAAAAUAUUUGAUUUUUAUUCAAUUGACAACUUUCAAAGCUUGAAUUAUAAUUUAAAAAAAAAAAAAAAAAAAACAAGUUCAGUUAUUAAUUUAGGGACUGGCUAAUUAAGCGUCUAAUUCACUAGCUCAGUCACUUGAUACAAACAAAUAUAUAAACUAAAGUAUGUAAUUUUAAGUUUGAAUUUGCGCUUCCUUGAUAAUUAUUUUCCAAAUGCAAAUCAAAAAAUAAAUCUAACAUGUUUUUUUGUUACAUAUAUUUAUCUUUUAAUUAAAAAAAAAAAUGUAAAUCAAUUACAGUUAAUAUGAAUAUGCAUUUACUCUCGUUAAAAAAUCAUAUUAAUUAAUGGAUUAUAAAUAAUCAAAAUAAAGAGAAAAAAUAAAAUAUUUAACUAAUAUAAUCUAUGGAUGUUAUCUGUU
Molecule: messenger RNA, 4060 nt
Organism: Microplitis demolitor
Lineage: Eukaryota; Metazoa; Arthropoda; Insecta; Hymenoptera; Braconidae
Gene: Hcs
Product: biotin--protein ligase
Exons: 17
Coding region: 300-3326 (1008 amino acids)
Biological process (GO): protein modification process
Cellular component (GO): cytoplasm
Molecular function (GO): biotin--[biotin carboxyl-carrier protein] ligase activity
Source: RefSeq, a predicted model, not a curated record